CCUACCGGUUCUAUAAAACUAACCACGAGUUGGCGUCGAAUGGGAGAAUCCAUCUUGAAGAGAGCUCUCCGUCUCCGUGUGACCAGUAAGCGGCAUUUCAAGCAUCCAUCACGCUUGUUUUCAUAAUUGUAUUAUUCUGUUAAAGGAAUCGUAGUAGUCCAACCAUGUCGGACACUGAGCAACAGUUCAUGGAGACAUCGGAGAACGGUCACGAAGGGGAGCAGGAGGAGGAAUAUAACGGCGGGGCCGCGCACACCGAGGAGGGGAACGGAGGCGAAGCGGUGGAAGAGUGCGAGGAGGGCGCCGGGCCCGAAGCCUGCGGCGCGGAGGAAGCGACGGACGGCGACUCUCAGAACGGAGCGUCGGAAGGCGGCCAGAUCAACGCCAGCAAGGGCGAGGAGGAUGCAGGGAAAAUGUUCGUCGGGGGUCUCAGUUGGGACACUAGUAAGAAGGAUCUCAAAGAUUACUUCUCUAAAUUUGGCGAGGUGACUGACUGCACCAUUAAGAUGGACCAGCAGACCGGGCGAUCAAGAGGCUUUGGCUUCAUCCUCUUCAAAGAAGCAGCCAGUGUAGAAAGGGUCUUGGAACAGAAGGAACACCGACUAGACGGCCGACAGAUUGACCCCAAGAAGGCCAUGGCGAUGAAGAAGGAGCCGGUGAAGAAGAUCUUCGUAGGCGGCCUCAACCCAGACACGGAGAAAGACGUCAUCCAGGAAUACUUUGGAACCUUUGGAGAGAUUGAGACAAUCGAGCUUCCGCAGGACCCAAAGACGGACAAGAGGAGGGGAUUUGUAUUCAUCACGUACAAGGACGAGACCCCGGUUAAGAAGGUUUUGGAAAAGAAAUUUCAUAACGUCAGCGGCAGCAAGUGUGAGAUCAAAAUAGCUCAGCCCAAAGAGGUGUACCAGCAGCAGCAGUACGGAGGGCGCGGCGGGGGCAGUGGAUAUGGUGGGGGUCGCGGCAGGGGUCGCGGAGGCCAGGGGGGGCAGAACUGGAACCAGGGCUACAACAACUACUGGAACCAGGGCUACAACCAAGGCUACGGAGGCUACGGACAGCAGGGCUACGGAGGCUACGGCGCCUACGGGAACUAUGACUACUCGUAUUACGGCUAUGGGGGUGGCUAUGACUACAACCAGGGCAAUACAAGCUAUGGGAAAACUCCAAGACGUGGAGGCCACCAGAGUAGCUUCAAGCCAUACUGAUCACAUGUAGUGCAGGUAUGCAUUUUUUGCAUCAUCUACGGUCUAAAGUAAGUAAGACAAGGAACCCAUGGUCUGACCACAGCGAACAUGGGCUCUGGCUUUUCCUUUGGAGUUGGCUGAAAUUUGGACUCAUGCUCCAUUUGUACAGAUCAAGUGAGGAACUGGGGAAGCAAAUGUCACUUUUCCACUUUUUAUUUUAUAUUGUUUUGUGUCCAUUUACAUUUCCAGCGAUGGAAGUGUUAUUUUUACUGUACUUUUUGGUACCUUUUUGAAUCUAAUGUAUUGUAUGGUUGUAUUUUACUUGUCUACUGGAUUUACCAACACGCAGGAGCUGGGGCUUUUAAAGCUCAUGAAAUAAAACAAUUUUGCUUAUUUUCCUUUUUGGUGUUUCUAGAUGUUUAGUUACUUUUUAUUUUUCCCUCCCGUGCUGGAUGAGAGUUGCAUGGCUUGGGAUGUGGGGUGACGCAGGAUAAGGGAUUAAAAUAAUCAAACGAUAUCAUUGUAAGCGUGUUAAGUGAAUGUUUGCAGUUGGCAAAGUAGACGAAAACAACCAGCAUUUCUAAUUUCGUUUUUCUUUUUGGCUUUUAAGGAAAUUCUUCCCCCUUUUCAUGUUUGCAAUUUUAAGUGGCUUUACUAGUUCAAUGAUAUACCCCGAAGCGCAAGCUUGUUAAUGUAAGAGGGCACUCCCUCUCUCACUGGAAACUCAUUCCUCUAGUGUCUUGGGCAAAUUGGUAGAAAUAAAUUUUGUUUAUAUUACA
Messenger RNA from Gadus morhua (Atlantic cod), 1963 nucleotides. It is a transcript of the gene hnrnpaba, whose product is annotated as heterogeneous nuclear ribonucleoprotein A/Ba. The transcript has 9 exons. Bases 165 to 1205 code for a protein of 346 amino acids. Gene Ontology annotation, cellular component: chromatin; nucleoplasm. The record is from RefSeq and is a predicted model, not a curated record. Gene Ontology annotation, biological process: regulation of gene expression. Gene Ontology annotation, molecular function: RNA binding. NCBI's taxonomy places the organism in Eukaryota, Metazoa, Chordata, Actinopteri, Gadiformes, Gadidae.